This is a messenger RNA of Phaeoacremonium minimum UCRPA7, 414 nucleotides long. RefSeq names its product putative glycoside hydrolase family 61 protein. The transcript has 2 exons. Bases 1 to 414 code for a protein of 137 amino acids. Lineage: Eukaryota; Fungi; Ascomycota; Sordariomycetes; Togniniales; Togniniaceae. The record is from RefSeq and is a predicted model, not a curated record.
AUGUCUUUCUAUCUGGCCAAAGUUCCCGCCGGUCAGAGCGCGAAGACUUUCACCGGCGACGGCAAUGUGUGGUUCAAGAUUUGGCACGAGCAGCCGACUUUUGGCUCGCAGCUCACUUGGCCUAGCAUGAACAAGGCGUCUAUGACAGUUACCAUUCCCAAGUGCAUCGCAUCAGGAGAUUACCUCCUGCGAGCGGAACAUAUUGGUCUACACGUGGCUCAGUCAAAGGGAGGCGCUCAAUUCUACCUCUCUUGUGCACAGUUGACGAUAUCUGGCGGUGGGAGCACAGAACCGCCAAACAAGGUUGCCUUUCCUGGCGCGUACUCGGCUACAGACCCGGGCAUCCUUAUCAACAUCAAUUAUCCAGUGCCGACCUCCUACAAAAAUCCCGGUCCCGAUGUAUUCACUUGCUAA